AUGAACUUCUCUAAUCAUGCUAACAUAUGCCUUAAAAGCCGUAAUAGUAUAGUGGAUAAUCCUUUCGAGUUAUUUAAUCUCCUGAGUAGCGUCACCACUGUUACCACUACUACUACUACUACUACUACUACUACUACUACUACUACUACUACUACUACUACUACUACUACUACUACUACUACUACUACCACUACUACUACUACUACUACUACUACUACUACUACUACUACCACUACUACUACUACUACUACUACUACUACUACUACUACUACUACUACCACUACUACUACUACUACUACUACCACUACUACUACUACUACUACUACUACUACUACUCACACUACUACUACUACUCACACUACUACUACUACUCACACUACUACUACUACUCAUACUACUACUACUCACACUACUACUACUACUACUGCUACCACUACCACUGUUAUCCUAAUCGUUAAGACAAGUAUCCGUCCCACUCCAACAUUUAAGCAUAUAUAUUUAUUUGCUUUGUUUAUAAAAUUUUCACAAGUGAUUUAG
This is a messenger RNA of Heterobilharzia americana, 537 nucleotides long. NCBI's taxonomy places the organism in Eukaryota, Metazoa, Platyhelminthes, Trematoda, Strigeidida, Schistosomatidae. The record is from the annotation of a GenBank genome assembly.